UCUCUCACACACACACACGCGUAACUGUAUCAAAAAGCUCAACCAAGAAGAAGAAAAGUCAACAACCCAGAAACCCAUCCGACCAGAAAAUUUACAAAACCCCAAACAACACAAAAAGAAACUGAGAAAUGGGUUUGAAGUUUUACCUGUAGAUGCUGAGGUUGAGCAACAAUCAAGAAUCAUCUCAAGAAGUCCAUUUCCGUGCUUGGAUAGAAGUGAUAUUUCUCAGAAUGGUAGUACGAGGUUUCAGUUCACAGAGGAAGCAGUUAAAAUGGAACGUCCAGUGCCACCCCCACCACCUGUCUUGCCCAAACACACCGAGCUCUCGCCACAGCAGUUUGCUUUCCUGGAGGAACAUUUCCGGACCCGAGAAGAUCUGCUUGUCGGAGCUCCUCAUGUCUCGGCGGCACUCAACCAACGCUGCGCCGAUCUGGACGCCGAUCUCCUCCGCCUCCAGAGAGACCUCUCGAAUCGCGCCGUUUCCUGGAUCUCUCGCUCCUUCGCAGCCAGGACCUCCAUUCACCGCCUCAAUCUUAAGCUUGAGAAUCUCAGCCUCCGCAGUGCUCCACAUGGGAUUGGUUCCAAGGUAUGGCGUGAAGAGCUGCCUUGGCUUGCUAAGAAAGUAAGGCAAAUAGAGGGUAUUCGCAAUUAUGUUGAGACUUCUCUACGAUUGGAAGCUCUGGUUGGGGAUCUUGAAGAUGCUGUUUUUCGUGUCAUGAAUAGCCAUUCCGGGACUUUGUUCUCAGCAAAGGACUCUGGACCAAAGCAAGAGAAGUUGCUGCAAGCCAUAAAAACCAUGAAUGAUAUUGAACAAGUGUUGAUCAACAUUGUGAAAUUCCAGCCUCAGUGGUGUAAUCUUUUGAAAUCUGUUGAUGCUAGAGUAGAUAAAAUUUUGGCUGUUCUCAGGGCACAAGUUUUUGCAGAUCACCGAGCUGUUCUUGCUUCCCUUGGAUGGCCACCAAAACUUUUGACAUCUAAAAUUGAAAGCAUACAAAUAUCUGGCAUCCCUAACCCUCUAGGUCUGAUGCAAGGAGACAAAAGAGAGAGUUAUUCUCAUAGCUUUGUCGAUCUUUGUGCUUUGCAGCAUCUGCAGAAACGGAGGGAAGAGCGACAGCUUAAUCUUUUAGGAAGAAAGGAGUACAAUAUGCAGCUCUGGGCGAUUGAUGAACUGGUAUCUCCUAUUGCAUCCCGGAUGGAGUAUCACUUCUCAAAAUGGGAUGAUCAGCCCGAGUUUAUCUUUGCUCUUGUGUAUAAAUUUACAAGAGAUUUUAUCGUGGGAGUGGAUGAUUUGUUGCAGCCUUUGAUUGAUAGAGCAAGAUUGUUAAGUUGUAGUGCUAAAGAAGCUUGGCUUUCUGCAAUGAUCCAAAUGCUGUCUGGGUAUUUAGCAAAGAACAUUUUCUCUGGUCUUGCUGAAAGAUACAGGCAAAAGCAUAUGAAAUCUGAAGUUAUGAUUUCAUGGCUUCAUCUGAUAGACCUCAUAGUUGCUUUUGAUAAACGGAUGCAAUCGCUUGCAAAUUUGGAAACAUGUCUCUUCCUGGCAGAGUCUGAAAGGUUUGAAGGGCUUUCAAGAGGCAUAUCAGUAUUAAUGAUAUUCUGUGAUAGGCCUGAUUGGCUAAAGAUUUGGGCAAAGAUAGAGCUCAAGGUUGCUUGUAAGAAGCUAAAAGCAGAACUGAAAGAUGAGAGAGCUUGGAUAAUUGAUAACAAACAUGGAUCUGCAUUGCACAUCAAUACAAACACUGAGCAAUAUCUUCUUUCUACAAGAGAAUACCAUAAAGCUCCAUCCAUUUCAGAAUCUGCCCUUAAAAUUUCCUGGGAAUUGAUUGAGCGAUGCCAAACUAUGCCGGACACAUUACCACGUCUAAAAUUUAUCAGAUCAGCUGCAGUCAAAUUCCUCUGGUACUUUUUUGAAGUACUGCGUUUGCGGUUCCAGAGGACCGAAUUCCCUCCUGUUAAUUCUAAUGAUGAUGCAUUGAUCAGAUUAUGCGGAUUAAUUAAUGCUGCCAGAUAUGUUGAAUCUAGACUGCAAGAAUGGAGUGAUGAUGUGGAGAUUCUGGAGAUGAGAAUUGCCGAAAAUGAUUCUAAUCAUCGCGAUAAAGAUGGAAGUAUUGACAACAGUUGCUUUUUUGGACAAGAAAUAGAAAACUUAUCUGAGCUUGAGACCAAUUGGCUUAUGGAGAUAAUUGCUGUUAUUCUUCGUGAAUUCGAGUAUCUUUCCUGGGAAUAUGUCCAAAAUAAGGAUCAUUUUGAGCAAAAGCAAGCAGCUUUGACUCCAGUUAGAUUACCAGCAACCGUGGAUCUACCUCUAUCAACUGAUUUUGUUGAAGCAUUAGACGUUCUUAGAAGUCAGCUGCACGUUUUGAAAACGAGUCUCAAUCCAAGAGACUUUUUAGAUUUAUGGAGAAGUGUAGCUGAAGGGCUCGACCAUUUCAUUUCUUGCAGCAGUCUGACAAGUGAGAUUCAAUUUUCUGACCGUGGGGUGAGUCAGUUUGAAACUGAUAUGCAAGCAUUGUUAUGUAUAUUUCAGCCGUUUUGUGCUCGGCCCCAAGCAUUUUUCCCUUGUAUUAAAGAGACUCUUAAGCUGUUAAAUAUGAACAAGGAAGAGGUAAGGCAUUUGCAAGUGGUUUUAUCCACUGGUGAAAAUGGAAUGAAAUGCUUGCAUGUUCAUGGAAUUUCUCACCUCCCUUUUGAUCAAGUUGAUCAUCUUUUGAGGAACAGGAAGUUUGGAACUUGAUAUUCACAAGGAUAUUUAUUUCUUUCCUUCCAGCUUGUUGUAGUUAGAAGUAAUUGGUACUUUCUUUCUAUGAUUAUUAAAUUUACCAAUGCUCUUGUUUGAAUGCA
Molecule: messenger RNA, 2838 nt
Organism: Corylus avellana
Lineage: Eukaryota; Viridiplantae; Streptophyta; Magnoliopsida; Fagales; Betulaceae
Product: RINT-1 / TIP-1 family
Biological process (GO): endoplasmic reticulum to Golgi vesicle-mediated transport; regulation of ER to Golgi vesicle-mediated transport; retrograde vesicle-mediated transport, Golgi to endoplasmic reticulum
Cellular component (GO): Dsl1/NZR complex
Source: RefSeq, a predicted model, not a curated record